Messenger RNA from Salvelinus fontinalis (brook trout), 3634 nucleotides. RefSeq names its product zinc finger protein 14-like. Gene Ontology annotation, molecular function: DNA-binding transcription factor activity, RNA polymerase II-specific; RNA polymerase II cis-regulatory region sequence-specific DNA binding. The transcript is spliced from 7 exons. Bases 383 to 3442 code for a protein of 1019 amino acids. Gene Ontology annotation, biological process: regulation of DNA-templated transcription. The record is from RefSeq and is a predicted model, not a curated record. NCBI's taxonomy places the organism in Eukaryota, Metazoa, Chordata, Actinopteri, Salmoniformes, Salmonidae.
UAUUAUAUUGACAAGAUAGUCGAGCAACCACUCAACAAUGGAAAUAAUCCGAUUCGUAACAACCUAACCUUUACGAAACUAAUAAUAACUAAUAAUUUAUUUAAUUGCGAAAUUCGCAAUUAAAUGUUUUUGUUGACCAAAUUCGAUACUCUCAUUGACCUCCAUACAUAAAAUCCUCACUUCGUGGUUUUAUUUUCGUGGACAGAUUUUGGGCGGAGUAAACUCUCUUGCUUCGCCUCUUCCUCUCUGUCAAUGAGCGCUUCCCGAGGCAAAUCUAUGGCGCCUCACAUUCACGAACUUUAAGACCGGAAAUUAAUUUGAUAAACCAUAAAACAACACCACAGUUUUUGAGUAUAGAUGUGACUGGAGUGAAUACCACACGAUGAGCGGACACAUUUCAGGAAAAAAUGGUCCCCCUCUUCCUCUCCCCUCUCUGCGCCUCAUGGUUCCACCACUGCGGCUGGUCUCAGCAGCCAUCUGGCAAACGGUCCAGCAGAGACACGUGAUGGAUUAUGGGAUGCUGGAGGAGUUUGUUACCAUGGUCACAGAGAUGGUUCCAGAGCUUCUGAAUCACAGUCAGAGGGCCCAACUUAUUCUGGGUCUUCGAGCGCGGCUGGUCCUGGAGUUGUGUUCCUCCAAGCCAAUCACAGACCUCCAGACCAUUCAGCCACACCUGGACAGGAUACAGACCCUCACACCUCUCUGGGGGGGACAGGCGACAGAUGCAGAGGUAGGAUUAUCUGAAUCCAACUUUCUGGGGCUGGUUCAAACCCUUCUGAAAGACCCUGAUGAGAGAGAACAUUUCUUCCAGGAUGUUUUUCCUGUAGAAUUUGGUCCCAGUUAUGACGAAGCUAUCCAAAAACUCGUAUGGCAAUUUCUUUCAAGACUUGAGAAGCUACUUCCCGUAUCAAGUUUCCAACAGGCUUCCUCGCUGCUCAGCGAUGUUCCCUCUGUUCUGGAGGAAUGUGUUGAGUCUGUGUCUCACCCUCAAGAGUUGAAAACCGUGCUUCAGUACCACAGAGACCUCGGCCUGCUAGACAACCAUGAAAGGGUGGUGAUUUCAACAGAACAGACAGAGUCAGAAACACCAGUAUCAUCCUUGAAUGUCUUCAUGGAUACAUUCACCAAAGAGUUGGAGGUGGACUCUGCAACACUGACAGAGUACACAGAGAUGGAACCGGGGACAGGUAUGGAUGUAGUAGAAAGAGAGGAGAGCGUGGAAUGUGAGAGAAAGGAUAAUGAGGAGCAUGAUGAUGCAGAGUUUGCUGACCCAGAGACUGAAGAGGUGGAACCAGUGUAUGAAACUGUGACGGUUUUAGGGGAAGAUGGGACGAUGGAGCCUUUAGUCAAGAAGAAUAAGCUCAAAAGGCACAAAAGAGAGAUAAUUGAUGCCAGUGGCAUGCCUCAUGGAAAGAAACACAGAGAACCUAGCCCUGCACAAAUGAAAAGCAUAGACCUGUCUGAUAGGAUCAUAACGUCCAUGCUUCACAAGCCCUCAGUGGAGAUACAAAGGAUUAAUACCACUAACCUAACAUUGCCUUUAAGACCAGUGAGAAGAAACAGGGGGUGUAAGAUGAAGACAUUGCUAGCAGGAGAACGGAAACAAACCAAAACUGAAUUUUCAGAAGAGAAACGUAGUGUCUGCAAAAGAGUUAAAACACCCCAAAACCCCAAUACAUGCACAGUGUGUGGACGUGUCUUAUCCCGCUUUUCAGACAUGAAAAAGCACAUGCAAACCCAUAACAACGGUCGCACCUAUCAAUGUCGCAAUUGUCAGAAGACUUUCAAGCACUUGUACAAUUUGCAAACUCACAGAAAGUCAUGUCUGUUUGGAACUGGGCAAAAGGAGGAGGUUCCCUCUGGAGAGGGCAGUAGUGCUCAGUUUACUACGUGUGAGACAGAAUUCACACAAUCCUCUAUAGACCGUAGAACGUGCAAAGUGUGCGGCAAGAUUGUGCAUCGCAUUGGAUACUUGAGUACCCACAUGAAGAUUCACUCAGAGAAUCGCCACUAUUCUCUCGGAGAAGCGGAAACAGUCCAGAAACCGUCACCUGAAGGAGGGGACAAAGAGCCAUCCAGUGGUCUUCCUCUUGAGGCAACACCUGAGGACAGUGACUCGUCCUUCACCAGCAGUACACACCAGGACCCGUCUUACGACCCAGAACCCAGCCAGACCAAAAGACCCAAGUGUUCCAGCACAGCAAAGAAGCCUGACCGAAAAACCUUCCAAAAACAUAUUUGCCGUAUUUGUGGUAAAAGCGUGACUGCUGGCGCCUUUGAGUAUCACAUGAGAACUCACUCAGGCGAGCGCCCUUUCUCCUGCCCUCAUCCUCAGUGUGGGAUGAAAUUCAUACACAGCGGAGGUUUGAGGGCCCAUCUCAGACGCUAUUGCAAGGUUCAGACAGUUGACGCUGCUGAGCUCGACAGCUUCGACAUACGUUUUGAGUGUGACAAAUGUGAGAAGACAUUCACUAUCCAAUCAAAACUAAGGAAACACAAACUUAUCCACGGCCCGCUCUACUGCGCAGGGUGCAGAAAGGUAUUGCCUGACUUACAAACUUUAACCAGACACAAGCUCUGGCACCGGCCUGUUCAGUGCAGCAUGUGUGAGGAGAGCUUCAUGCUCACAAACCUCAGAACGCACUAUCUGGAUGUCCAUAAGUUCAGCGGGCCGUUCGUCUGCACCCAUUGUCCGAAAAGCUACAAGAAGUUCCAUUCCCUCAUCAAACACGAAAUGGUUCACACCGGGAACCUCCCCUUACAGUGCUCCCAGUGUCCAAAAAGAUUCAUCUACAAUUAUGACCUAGUCGAACACGAGAAAAGGCACUCUGACGACAGGCCUUGUCUCUGCUGGGAGUGUGGCAAGGCCUUUUAUACCAACAUUGACCUGAAACAACACAUGCAGAAUAGCCAUGGUGAAAAAUCCACAGAGUAUCGCUUCCCGUGCCGCCAUUGUGGGAAACCUUUCAGGCUUAGUAAUUCCCGUGCAAACCACGAGAAGACUCAGCAUGGUGGGGUGCGUUACCCAUGUACGUACUGUGGUAAGCAGUUUGUUUGUGCAGAUUCGUUGAAAAGGCAUGAUCUGAUUCACACUGGGGAGAGGCCUUUUAAAUGCAAUCAUAAGAAUUGUGAUAAGGCUUUCAGGUCGAGAGCUGAACUGAAGAUACACAUGAGAUACCAUACUGGAGAACGGCCGUUCAAGUGCAAGGUCUGUGGAAAGGGCUUUGUUCAAGCCAAUUUUCUCACUACGCACUACAGGACUCAUACAGGGGAGAAGCCGUAUUCGUGUUCCCUCUGUGACAAACGUUUUAACUACCAUGAUUCCCUGAAGAGACACAUGUCUACACACUCAAACGAGAAGCCUUAUAAGUGCCUGGAUUGUGGAAAAGCUUUCGAACGUAAAACGCUGUUGAAUGUACAUCAACGAUCAUGUACAUCAUAGUAUUGAAAUGUACACUUUUUUUGCAUAAUUUAACAUAAGUUGAUAACAGAGUUGAUAAGAUCGUGGCCUGAUAAAUAAUUUCCCAGUUUUUUGUUUAACACGGUCAAUCUGUAAAUGUUCUUCUUUUUCAUAUUACUGCAGUAAUACUUUUCUUCCAUAAGUGAAAUUUUAAUAAAAGUAGAAUACAAUACA